AUGAUGGAGGCGACACCCGUGGAAGCCAAGCCAUCGCCGUUCUCGCCUACGUCAAAGCUACGGAAGCUCGUGUCGCCUGCGUCGUCGCGGCAUCUGCGCAGCCCCAGCAGCUCUAGCAUGGAGCAUGUGACCGUCGCGUCGGCCCGCCCGACCAGUUCUGGUAGUUUAGAACGCACCAGCAGCAUCCCCCGGCUGAAUUCGUCGUCCAAAGUGCACAUGCUUGCGCGUAAAUUCGAGCUCAAGAUUGAAACGAACGCGAUUGCUGCCGCGUGUUCAAACCAGUCGUCAUCCAAAGAGGCUGUCGUAUCGAGUCCCGGAUCUUCGCCUUUGGAAGAGCCUCAAACGCCUGUCAACCCGAAUGAAGAAACCAUUCGAGCGCUCGUUCGUAUUCGCCCUGCAUCGCCGAUCCGCGAUGAAGUCGACCGGACAGUCGUUAUCCCGGACAAGUGCAUUCGCCGAUGCCUCGAGCCUGACCCUUCGUCCAUGAACGUUGUCAACUUCAAGCAAGGCGCAGACAAGCGCCAAUUCUCCGUCGACGGUCUCCUUGUGGACACUGCGACCCAGGACGACGUGUUUAAGCUUGUCGGGAUGCGAGUCGUUGACAACGCCGUCGACGGGUACAACGGAAGCAUCUUUGCCUACGGACAGACGGGCUCUGGUAAAACGCACACGAUGCAGGGCGACAUGACCGAAGGCAGCGCCGACCGCGGCGUGAUUCCGCGCAUCGUCGACUACUUGUUUGAGAAAUUGACCGACGCGCAGACUUCGUUCGACAUGACGUGUUCGUACUUGGAGAUCUACAACGAAAAGAUCUACGACUUGCUCGACGUCAUCUCGGACGAGCCCAAGUACAUCCGAGAAGAUGCGACGCUCGGGUUGUUUGUCCAAGACCUGGUCGAGAUGCCCGUCGCGACCCCCCGCGCGGCGCUGCACGUCCUCGAAGAUGGCGGCAAAAACCGGACGGUCGGGAGCACCACCAUGAAUCGCGAGAGUUCGAGGUCGCAUUCGGUUUUUACGAUCAAGUUGACGCAGCGACUCGAUGAAGCGGGCGUUGAGAUCACGCGCAAAUCGACGUUGCACUUGGUCGACUUAGCUGGGUCCGAGAAACAAUGCCACACGGGGGCGGUCGGCACUCGUCUGAAAGAAGCGAGUCAAAUCAACAAGUCGCUGUCCGUCCUCGGCAACGUCAUCACGGCACUGGUCGACGUCUCGAACGGCAUCAAGCGCCACGUGCCAUACCGGGACUCGAAGCUGACAUUUCUCCUUCGGGACGCUCUCGGCGGCAACUCGAAGACGACGCUGAUCGCCACUGUCUCGAGUGAGGAAAAAUUCAGCAGCGAAACGCUGUCGACACUGCAGUUCAUGCAACGCGCCAAGCACAUCAAGACGGUCGCUAACAAGAACGAAGACACACGGACAGUGAUCAAGCAGCUCCAGGUCGACAUGACCGCGCUCCGUGGCGACUUGGACUCGGCUCGAUCGACGAUCCGUGUCGAGCAAGCCAAGCGCGUGGCGGUGCAGGAACACUUGGCGCGGCUCCAAAUGGAAAAAGAAGAUCGUGUCACCGCGAACGACAUCGAAAUGUUGUCGCUCAAGGCACAGGUAAUCGCGUUAGAAGCGCAAAUCGCCAUGCAAGCAGAAAUGGCCGAGGCGGCGAGGCGACAAUGCGAUGUGGAGAAGCAGGGAUUGCGCGCAGAAAUCCAGGACAAAGCGGACCAUUUAGCCCACACCCAUGACGAUUUGGACGCGUGCCAGAAAAUGCUCAUGCAGAUGCGACUGGAACUCGAUCAGGCGCGCCAAACCCACACGUCCGAUGCAAGUCUGUUGGCGACGUUGCGCGAGGAAGGCAUCAAGCGGGACAACGAUCAAGCGGGGCAGCAGGAAGCGUGGAAUCAAAAGCUGGUGGCGCUGCAGGCGGAUUUGGCCCAAGCCACCCAACAGCUCGAUGUCGAGCGGCAUGAAGCUGCCGCAUGGAAGGCCACAGUUGUCCUGCUGAAGCAUCAGUUGGACACUCACCCGUGUAAAGCCGUCACCACUCCACCGGACGAAGCCCCACGGCAAUGGAUGUCUCCGCCUUCAACACCCACUUCGUUGUCGGGGCUGCCACAAGGGUUUGCCAAUGGUGUUGGCGCGACUCCUCCCAUUUCCGAAGAUGGACAGCCUCUCGUGUCACUGCGCCCAUCCACGACGCGAAGGACGGGCCACCGACACAGCGAAAGCGACUUGUCCGAAGAGUUCCGUCAGGCAAUCGGAUCGUUCUCUAUCCCGUCGUCGAUUGAAGAAGCCCACCGUGAUCUCCAGCUCCAACACGACCAGUUGCUUCACGUCAUGCAAAAGCUCGAUGGACUCCGCAACUCGAAAAAGUUUCUCCAACACGCCCUCCAAACGACUUUAACAGACAACGCCGACAUGGUUCAAAGCCUGAAGAAGUUGCAGAUCGAGCGCAACACGGCGAUGGACGCUCUGCAGCAGACCGUGGCGGAAGAGAAGAAGGCCAAGAAAAUGCACCAAAUCCAAAUGCUCCACGCGUCGAAGCACUCGCUUGGAGACGACUCGGCGCCGACGACGCCCUUGCCGUCGUUGAAACGAACUACCACGACCUUCAGUGGAUUUUCGACCCUCCAAAAGGACGAAGAGCUCAAGCAACUCGCGGCGGACAAGGUGACUUUGACAGCGCGACUCAAAGCCACCCAGGCAAAAGUGGCAUCGCAGGAAGACGAGAUCAAGCGCCUGAGACUGCACCAACCUGGGAUCGACUUGAAUGCGUGGGCGCAGGAAUAUCGCCGCGUGGCGCAUGCUCUCCUGGCCGCCGCCAUGGAGGAAAACAUCGAUGGAAGGCAAGCUACUUGGCGGGCACUGCUCCAAGAGCCCGUCGAGCCGACCCACACGCCAUUUUACCAAGGAUUAAUUGAGGGCCUGGUCGCAAAGCUCAAGCAGUUGGCGUCCAUCUCGGAGGACCAGAAACUCACGAUUCAGAUCCUCGAGAAAGAGCUCCAUUGCUACAAGUUGGCCAAAGAGCUUAAAACGACCUAGGGCAUGCAAAGACAGUCGUCGCGCAUGUCGUUAACGACCAAAAGAGAGCGAUACUUGUUUCGACGACUGGUUCGCCACAAGCACGACGCCUGUACACGUCACUGCCAC
Aphanomyces invadans is the source of this 3141-nucleotide messenger RNA. RefSeq lists its product as hypothetical. Lineage: Eukaryota; Oomycota; Saprolegniomycetes; Saprolegniales; Verrucalvaceae. Gene Ontology annotation, biological process: microtubule-based movement. Gene Ontology annotation, molecular function: microtubule motor activity; ATP binding; microtubule binding. The record is from RefSeq and is a predicted model, not a curated record. The transcript has 12 exons. Bases 1 to 3033 code for a protein of 1010 amino acids.